Molecule: messenger RNA, 2268 nt
Organism: Cuscuta campestris
Lineage: Eukaryota; Viridiplantae; Streptophyta; Magnoliopsida; Solanales; Convolvulaceae
Source: the annotation of a GenBank genome assembly
UUCUAAAAAGGAAAUAUAAAGAAUAUUUUCGGACGGGCUAAAAAAGAGAGUGAGAAGAAUAUUUUCGGACAAAUGAAGACCUGUUCUGGUAUUGUUGGAAUAUUCUUCAACUGGGUUCCACAAAAUCUGGGGACUUGAAGAAUCUUGAAUUCCUUGUAAUAUGGUCAUAAACUCGAACUGAUCAGUUAUGAAGGAGAAGAAGAGUGGAAAGAGUGAUUUCAGCUGUGUGAGAAAGGUAAAGAUAAUCUGCGAAGAUCCAGAUGCAACAGAAUCUGACACAGAUGAAGAUUUUUCCUGCCCUCAUGGAACAACAAGAAGAAGAAGCUCUCGUCGAAUUGUCAAGGAGGUGAUCAUUCCUUUCCAAGAAAAACCAAAAAUCAAAGACAAUGGAAUAUUGGGUAGUCGAAAAGAACCGAUUUUGCAUCUGCCCAAAGGAGUUAGAAGAAGGGCAUGGGGGAAAUACGCGGCGGAGAUCAGAGACCCAAUAACAAAGAAGAGAGAAUGGCUGGGCACUUUUGUCAAUGCCGAAGACGCAGGCCGUGCUUAUGCCACCAGAAAGGCAGAAAUCGAAAGAAUCAUUAAAAAUAAUAAUACUCCUAAUAAUAAUCUUGCUUCAGAAAAGAGACAGAAUUGUUCAAGUUCCUCAUCAGAAAGCACUGCCAAUGUGGUGUCCUCUUUGAUGGAUCAAGAACUCAUCUUCUUUGGCUUGGAGGAAAGUGCCAGAGAUGGCAAUGACUUGAAAAGUUUGGGCUUUGAUGAUCAUAACAUUAAUCUCUGCGAUUCGCCUGCAAAGCUAUGGGAUUUCAGCGAUUGUUUCGCACUCUUCGAUCCUGAAGAGAUUUUUCAGUGCAGUGAUGAUGGUUCAGAAGAGAUGAUGGUGAUGGAUUGUUUAUGGCACGAAGAUCGAACCCCGGAACUCAGUGCAGAAGAGCUUCAAUGGCUGGAUGAGACUUUUUCAUCGAUUGCUCCUUGGAAAUUGGAAUCACACACAAAGAAAUACAGAAACCCCGACAUGCCCGGCGCACUGCAAACAUCUCCGGCCAGCAAUAGUAACAUUGGGCAUCUACUGCGCGCAAAAACCCCAUUCUGUUUCUCCAAUCUCAAGUUUAUCAGAGCGAAUGAUUGGAACCCAAAUAUUGUCUCUCCGAUUUCAAUUAAAUUCCACCGAAGAGGUGGAAAAAUCGAAGCUCUAGCCAAGUGUGAAGAAGACGAAGAAGAAGGAUUUGUUCACGCCAUCGGCGAUUCGCCGGCGUCUAUUGCUUUGCAGCCUAUUUCCGGCGAGGAUCAGUUCGACGGGGUCACCGCAGGGGAAUCAGUAAUCAUUCUAUGGAUGGCAAUGUGGUGCAGAAAAUGUAUAUUUUUGAAACCGAAAUUGGAGAAGUUAGCCGCUGAUUACUACCCAAGUGUGCGGUUUUACAGCGUUGAUGUUAAUAACUGUCCCCACAAGCUCGUUGUGCGUGCAGGAGUCACUAAAAUGCCAACAAUCCAGCUGUGGAAGAAUGGGAAGAAGCAUGGCGAGGUGAUCGGAGGGCACAAAGCACAUUUGGUUGUUAAUGAAGUGAGGGAAAUGAUUGAAAGUGAGACUAAUUGGUAGUAAGUAUAUAACACAAUGUCACAUUUGGCCAUUUGAUCUUUCACAUUAUAGUCCCACACUCCUAAUUGUAUUUAACUUUUGACACUACUUGGUGUGCCCAUUGUGGCAGCACACUCUUUAGGAGUCAAACACAAAGCAUGACUCGAGAAGAAAAAAAAAAUUGGUGUCAAAGUGGCUCAAAGAAAAGGAUGGUGGCAAUUCCUUUUUAUAUGAAAGAAGUGAAACUUUUAUUUCAAAUUUACUUAUUAAAAGGAAUUCCCACCAUCCUUUAACCUUGUACCCUCUGUUACCGGUUAUAACCCCAAUGAAACCAUGAAACUUGGCAGAAGGUGUAUUCAGCCGAGGAAUUAUUAAGAAAACAGGUUUGAGCUAGAAAUUCGGUGUGGGAGAUGGCGCAAUAAAAACGAAGCAGCCUCUCUACUUUCGGUUAAGAGCAAGAGACGCUUUACAAGCGUGAAUAUUAUCUUACCGAUGGAAUAUAUCCACAUUAUUUCUCAAUUAUCCAAGCCAUCCCAGAACCAAUCAGUCUUAAACGACAGACGUACAAAAAAGCUCAGGAGGCGGCAACAAAGGAUAAUGAAAAAGCCUUCGGGUUGUUGAGAGUCCAGACGAGGAAGUGCCUACGAACGAAAAAAUUGACGUUGAAAAAAAACGAAGAAACCACUAAGAAGGUG